Molecule: messenger RNA, 1453 nt
Organism: Phytophthora infestans T30-4
Lineage: Eukaryota; Oomycota; Peronosporomycetes; Peronosporales; Peronosporaceae
Product: protein kinase, putative
Exons: 1
Coding region: 29-1453 (474 amino acids)
Biological process (GO): protein phosphorylation
Molecular function (GO): ATP binding; protein kinase activity
Source: RefSeq, a predicted model, not a curated record
GUGGAGAAUAUAUCGCCCAAAAACGGACAUGGGGUUGGUGGCCUUCAUCACGUGCGGCGCGUGCUCUAGCCGUCGCAAACACGGCCACGAGAACUUCCCGGACACCAUUACGAUCCCCACGCCGUCCGCGCAGUCGCACAACGCGGCACUGGCGCAUCACCACCCGUACGAUAUCCACGGCACUCCCGCGCCUGCCCCCGCUGCACGUGAACACCGCAAUACUCGUGGAGAGGACCGGUCCAGAGACAGCAACGAGCCGCGACGCGACCGGAAAACGUCGAACCCGCAGCCCCGAGUCUCCAACGGCCCGAGCAGAGUGUCAAACGGCCCGAACAGAUCAUCCAGCGCCCAACAGCGACCGCGUACAGGCUCCCGACCGCAACAGUAUCAACCGCAGCACCCUGAGCAGAGAUCGCGUCCGCAGCAGCACGACCGCCACGCGCGACAUGAGCGUCCGGCCGUACGCAAUGUCGAGCCUGUCGCGCCGGAGAAACUACGACCAAGCGGCGGCGGCUCGGGCGGUUCAGGCAAUAACCGCGAUUCAGAGAUCACAGACAGGUCUAAAGAGGUUGCGAGCAAAGUGUUGGAGCAGUUUCAGACCGACCCGACGCUCGGAGGGAUGCGCAUCCCGUACUCGUCGCUGUAUUUCACGCGCGUGCUGAGUAAAGGCGCGUUCGGUGAGGUGUGGCUCGCGCAACUGGAGAACAGACAGGUGGCCGUCAAGCGGAUUUUGAACGAGAAGAAGAACGACGAGAAGGAGAUCGAGUGUUUUGGCGCAGAAAUUAAACUCAUGGCUUCUUUCUCGCACCCGAAGAUCGUCGAGUUCAUGGGCGUGUCGUGGAGCUCCAUGCAGGAUGUGUGUGCCGUGACGGAAUACAUGGCCAAGGGCGAUCUAUACGGCUUCCUUAAACGCCGACAGGGACAACUGAACUGGCGCGACCACAAGAUCUUUUUGGCUGAAGAUGUGGCCGAUGCGCUCGGAUACUUGCACGGCCUGUCGCCCAAGGUGAUUCACCGUGAUCUUAAGUCGAAGAAUAUUCUAUUGGAUGACUCCUUCCGAGCCAAACUGAGCGACUUUGGUAUCAGUCGCGAACGAUCGGUGGAGGACACAAUGACUGCCGGUGUGGGCACAAUAUACUGGACAGCACCUGAAGUGCUGAUGGGCAAGAAGUACACGGAGAAGGCUGAUAUUUUCUCGUUCGGUAUAGUCAUGUCCGAGUUGGACACACACGCCGUGCCGUACUCGGACAAACGCGACGCGUCAGGAAAGAAACUGCAGGGCAUGAAGAUCGUGCAGAUGGUGAUUCGACGAAACUUGCGACCGACGUUCUCGUCGGACUGUCCACCGCUCGUCAAGGAGCUGGCGGACCGCUGUCUGGACUCAGAUCCGGACGUGCGACCCAGCGCCAUGGAAUUGCUGCGGAUCAUCCAACGCAUGCAAAAUCUUUUGUAA